CCAUCACCACCUCGACAACGCGCAUCCGUCGCGCCAACAUCUCGCUUUCACCCAAUGCCGUUGCGUCCCUUCCCCUUGGGCUUCAGCAUCGGCACCGACAUCGUGCACGUCAAUCGCAUCCGCGCGCUGCUCGUCAAAGCGCAGCAAGACGAAUCCCAACCGCAGUACCUCGAUCGUUUCCUCCGGCGCUUCCUCACGCCUCGCGAACAGCAUGUCUUUUCGAGCCAGUACUUAACGAAUGGACGAUUGGUCGAUGGGGGGCAGUUGGAUGCUGUUAGUAAGCAUUUGGCUGGGAGAUGGGCAGCCAAAGAAGCGACGAUAAAAGCCGUCUCCUGGCGCCGUCUGCGCUUCCACCAAAUCGUCAUUCAGCCCUCUCCGCAUCGACAAGGUCUCAUGGCCGUCAUAUUAGACGACGCAGCGUCAGCAUCAGCACCGGCGCCCCCACCGCUGUCCAGUGAUGAUGCAGAACCAACGACCAUCAUUCCGGAGAUCGACUUUCGCCCUCUCGUCGAGGAGCACAUGGUGCGAGAGGCGGAGGUAGGGCACGAGGAACUCACCGGCCAGGUUGCGCGGAUCAGCAUCAGUCAUGACGGGGAUUACGCUACGGCUGUUUGUCUGGCGGCUGAGGAGCCUGUGCCUGGGGAUGUCGGAGGUGAGGCUGCUGCUCGCGAGCUGUUUUAGCUGGAUUGCUCGAUUGGAUCUGGAGGCGAAAGCUUUACGAUAGACAAUCAUCGAAACGAUUACGGUAACCUCUCAGCUCCGGUGCGCGUCAGUAGUGCAGACGACAUGGCAGGCCCUCCAACCAAUGACUCGCAGCAUCAAAUUGAUCUGUUUGAGGUCAGAAAUGGGCAUCAAAAGUCACAACCUGUUGGGGUCCUACGAGUCUCGCCUUGCUUCUCCCUGUAAAAAAGAAGUUUCCUUUUUUGACGUUUUAGAGGGCC
This is a messenger RNA of Neohortaea acidophila, 941 nucleotides long. RefSeq lists its product as uncharacterized. The record is from RefSeq and is a predicted model, not a curated record. NCBI's taxonomy places the organism in Eukaryota, Fungi, Ascomycota, Dothideomycetes, Mycosphaerellales, Teratosphaeriaceae. The coding region runs from base 55 to 681 and encodes 208 amino acids. Gene Ontology annotation, molecular function: holo-[acyl-carrier-protein] synthase activity; magnesium ion binding. The transcript is spliced from 3 exons.